AUGUUUCUAACCAGACUCAGGAAUCUGUACAAGUUCUCAUCUGCCAUAGAUCCAUAUUAAGUGUUGGGAGUUGAUAAAUUCACUCCAUUCCCAGAUAUCAAGAAGGCCUAUUAUAAAAUGGCAGCUCAGUACCAUCCAGACAUUAAUAAAACACCUUCUGCCUAAAAACAAUUCAUUCUAAUUAAGGAAUCCUUUGAGAAGAUUAAAGUAAUGAAAGGAGAAGCAGUCCAAAUGAAUUCAGAAGGUUCUGCCAAAAAGGAGAAUGAAUAUGAAUCCGUUCGCAAGAAUUACAAGGACUACGAUGAAAACUUUGGAGAGUCCAAUGAACAAAAGGACUAUAAGGAAUUCUAUCAUCAAGCUGAAGAUCUGAAAGGCCAAGAAUACGAUCAUCUUAAAAAGUCCUUUUAGACCAUUCAUGAAGUCAAAGACAUCAAAUUCAAACCCAUCGAUAUGAAAAUGCCUGAUCCCUCCAAAAGAUUUCAUCUGGGUCAAGUUAUGCAUUUGAAGGUUUUCUCAGAUGGUUCCAAUCUGUACAUUAUUACAAUCUGUGUUGGCAUGUUUAUACUCUUUUUUGUUAUUAAUUCGGUGUUUCAAAUACAAACCAAAAGAAAGACUAAUUCCUAAUUGUACAAUUUGUUGAAUCAACAGGUCAUCAAGGAAGAUUUGGAUGAAGAGUAGCUUUUGCAACAAGUCACCACUCAAAUUGAGAAGACUGAAGAAUUUAAAUAAUUUAGAACUGAGAAACUUGAGAAAUAGGAGAAGUCUACUCAAAGGAGAAGAUAGAUUGUUCCUGAAAUCCAAACUUUUGUAUCGGCAACUGAUCUUAAAGAUAGUGUGCUUUGA
Molecule: messenger RNA, 843 nt
Organism: Paramecium tetraurelia
Lineage: Eukaryota; Ciliophora; Oligohymenophorea; Peniculida; Parameciidae
Exons: 3
Source: RefSeq, a predicted model, not a curated record